UAGUAAUAUGGGUUCAGUAAACUCACAAAUUGUUAAGUCAAGAGCUUCUAUUGUCAGCACUAAAGAACGAACAAAGCAAUUGUUUAAGGAUCCUAAACCAGGACAGGCUGCUGGAUCAUACCAUCUUAAAGAUGAUAUUCAUCCAAAACUUAAGAUCAUUGAUAUGAGUGAAGGAGAAGACAGCUGUUUGAAAGGAUUUAAGGAGAAAGCAAUUCCCACAGCAAGGUGGAUCAACUUACAACGCGAGCCCUAGGAUGUUUCCACUGGUUUACCUAACAGCUUUCCAACUCUGGAGAUUGUGAGAGAUCUUCUUGGGAAAACAGGAAUUGAAAAGGAUGAUAAAAUUGUUGUCUACAAUCAGUCAGGAAAAUUCUCUGGAGCAACGAGAGCUCACUUUAUUUUAUCAAAAUGGUAGCCUACGAAAAUACUUGGCAGAUGGAUAUCCAACCGAAGAAGGAAAAACCUAUACUGGAGAGAAGACGAUUAUUGAAGACUUAAAAGAUCCCAAAGAGUUUAUCACAUUUUUCGAUGAAAUAAAAGAAUUCAAAGAAGGAAAGAAAGAUUUCCAACUUAUUGAUCUCAGACCUCCCUUAGAAUCAAAACUAAUUUCUACUACCCAUCCAAACCCCCAACUACCAGAUAUACUAAAAUCCCAAUACAUCACCCACCCACAACCCCCCAAAAUCCCCCAAAAAUCCUCCCCCCUAAUCCUCAAAAUUCCAAAUUUUUUCAAAAUUCCUCUUCUCUUCUAUCUCCCUAUUCCCCAUACUGCCUUCACUAGUAUUCCUCUAACUUAUCCUGAUACGGCUAGGCUCCUUUACUGAAAUAUGAUAAAUUUUGGGUAUUUGUUCUACUGGGUUUUUGAGGAUGGAUGGAUUUUAGCAGUGAAAAGAGGUAAUGAAGUGGGAUUAUUUGGGAGAUUUUGGUGGAGGAAGGGGGUUAGGGGAACUGGGGGACGAGGGGAUUGAGUUUAG
Molecule: messenger RNA, 974 nt
Organism: Moneuplotes crassus
Lineage: Eukaryota; Ciliophora; Spirotrichea; Euplotida; Euplotidae
Source: the annotation of a GenBank genome assembly